AUGAGUAGCAAUGGGCUCAUUCUGAGCACACCGACUCCCGACGAAACCUCAGCAAUUGUCCAGCUGAAACCAGUUGCUAUGUCCGGGGAGACCGGGGAAGACACCUCCGUCUUCGAGGACAUCAAACCGGCCAUAAGGAUCCUGGAAAAUCCGCACGACCUGACCCAGCUUGACCCAGUGAGGAUGGAUCAUCGACUGCAGCUUGCCAUGGAGGCCCAGGCUGAAAUGGACAAAUACCUGACCGGCCCGCUGCCCCCCGAGUCUUUGCUGGCCGACAAGAAAUACCGCCGGGAGAGCGCCUCGGUGGUGGACGAGUUCUUCUCCACGGACAAGGGCCCCUCCGCGCCGUACAGCGUGAACAUCAACGUGAUCCUGCCGGACACCACCCACCUGCGCACGGGCCUCUACCGGCCCCCGAAGCCUCUCCCGGCCUUCCCGCAGAUCAAGACGGAGCCCGGCACCGGCUUCGCCCAGCCCUGCCCCGCUGCGGCCUCCGCCACCCAGACCCUGCCGGACUUCACCAGCGUCUUCAGCAUGCCGCAGUCGGUGGCGGUGAACAACAUCUUCAUCAAGCAGGAGAUGGCGGGGGAGAUGGCCCUGUCUGGCGGCCCGCCACCCACCCCGCUCUAUCCGCUGCCCAUGGGCGGGGGAGGCCUGGGGGCGGGCGACGUGGCCAUGGCCGGGCCUUCCCCAGGGGGCACUUCCACCAUUAACAGUCUCGGUGGCAUCGCCAUGACGGCGGGGAGCACCGGGGCCUCCCUCCACCGACCCUCGCGGCCCAGCGGGCCGGUGAAGCCUUUUCAGCAUCUCCCCCAGGGGCAGGGGAGCUUUGGGCUCCCUGGGCAGUACUACCCCACCCCGGGGGUCUCUCUGCCCCCCUCGCCCCCCAAUUCCCAGCCUGGCAGCCCGGAGAAUCAGCCCGAGCUGAUCAACACCUUGUCGCCGCCGCCCUCCUACGAAGCCACAUUCGGACUGAAGCUCGUGCAGUCGGCCCAGAUCCACCCCAUCCCCAACGGCCUGGGGACCCUCCCGCCGGGCCACGUGAUCAUGCAGGCCCCGAAAUUCAACCGGCGGAACAAUCCCGAGCUUGAGAAGAGGAGGAUUCACCACUGUGAUUAUCCAGGUUGUACAAAGGUUUACACCAAGAGCUCUCACCUGAAAGCCCACCAGAGAACCCACACAGGAGAGAAGCCGUACAAAUGCACCUGGGAAGGCUGCGACUGGCGCUUCGCCCGGUCCGACGAGCUCACCCGACACUACCGGAAGCACACGGGGGCCAAGCCCUUCAAGUGUGCCGCUUGCGGGCGCUGCUUCUCCCGCUCCGACCACCUGGCUCUCCACAUGAAGAGGCAUCAGAACUAAGUGUCACCCCCCCAACCACCUCUCCCGGCCCUGACCCCAGCCCACGGGGGGAUCCCCUCCUUCCUCCUCCGCCGGCGGACAACUCCUCUCGGACCCUAAGACCAUCGCUGAGCUGUGAACCGGCACCAGUUGCGACGGUUCCAGGACAGGUUCCCACACACAGGGGAAGAGACUGACUUACACCCACCGGACCAGCCCGAAUUCCCCCUUUUUUUUCCCUCCUUAAACAUAUGUCCUAAUCAAGGGGACUUGAAAAAAAUAUAUAUCUAGCGGCAAAGACCCCACCCACACAGAGGAAGCCUUCUUUGGACUAUAAAGCACUUCAUUUUCGAGUAACUGCUAUUUAUUGUCACUCGGGAUCGACUUCUGCAUUGUCGUCAAGCUCGCAGUUGGAGAGAGGUCUCUGGCCGCUACCCACCCGUUGCCCUGCCCUUGAACUGGUCGAAUGGUGGGAAGGGGCAGACCAGUGAUCUGGGGGCAUCGUGAGGGGCUUAUCAGUGUGGCAUCGGCUGUGUCCCGGCUACCGGCGCCCGGCCCAAGCAACGGACACAGGAUCCAGGACAUGGCUCAGCCCCUAAGCUGGAGCCGAGAUGUGGUUGCCACUGCCACGGCUCAGUGGUAGGGUCGAUUUGAGCCACCCUGUCCCCCCGAGGAUUCUGCACUCGUGAUUAUCGGUGAUUGAUUCCCGUUUGGGCUGCUUUUCCACCCUCCUCCUCCUCCUCCUCCUCCUCUCCACCUCCCUUAGAGACUCUCCCUGGUGGAUUAUCUGCUUCUCUCGAGUUGCCAGUUUGGGAAGAAGCAAAUCUGGGGUGGGCUAGGACUGCCGGGGGCCUAGAAGACAUCACAGUACGAGCCUUUCCCCAGAUGGAACCCACUGAACAAAGCCAGCACUGGGCCAAGCUGCUACUGAUUCCAGAGGACAACACUGGCCGCGGUCCCACCCCGUCCCCCCCGCGCCCAGGCUGACCACCUGGGGAAAGUCCAGCAGAGACUCUUCUCUUGUUUUUGGUGGGAAAGGGAUGGGGGAAGUGGCUGAUGACAUCAAGCUCCUUGGAAUUGAUUUGGGGGGAUGGAUUGCAGCUUCUCUUGGCACUCAUUUCUGGGGUACAGAUGGAAGUUCUCUUCCUAAGAUGGCAAGACUACAAUGUGUGCCACCCCAGAUUCCAUCUGGACCAGGUGACUCUCUGAGGGGCUUCAAGGGAUCGGACACGGCAGGGGGCAUCUUUAAAGGAAAAGACUUGUUUUUCCAGAAGCCCCGUUCUUCCUCCAGCUGGCAAACCCCUGCAAAGACCCGGCUGCCUUUUUCCUUUUGUGAAAGCGGCUUCGAACACAGCAUCUCAGUCACGGUAGUCUAAGAUGUCAAAUUAGCAAUCCAAAAAACCUACCUCACCGGUUGAUUCCUUAAGGCUUUUAGGAGCUGUCUCGUCUUCCUUAGAACAGCAAAGCAUUCAGUGUACUCGUAGCUGUUCUUCUGAUGCCUAUAAAGUGUUGACCACCCCUGGGACAAGUAACGGUUAUACUUUCUUAAGCAGCUAUCAUGUAAAAAAAAAAGUGUAAUUAUGUUCUGUUCACAUCUGGGACACAGUAAAUGGUGUAGCCAGUUUUAUGUAGAGUGACGGCAAUGUAGAUGUCCCCGGCAAACAGUGUAAGUAAUGUACAUAUGUGAUAUAAUUCCAAAGGGCCCUGAAAAAGCAAAAUGCUAGGACAACAGAUCUUUUAGAGGCUUAAAACACUGGAUGCCGUUGUUGACCGGUGAAGAUGACGGCCCCGGGCACUCUUCGAGACAAAGGGGCACAUGCUGCCGGUUCGAGGGUCCUGCAAACGGGUGGACGAGGCAUGGUCUUCCCUUCAGCAGUGUUUGGGUGAACCGCAUUGAAGCACUUGUAUCAGUAACAACCCAGCUUGCCUGUCCCGCCGAUGAGGUGAGUGAGACAAGGAGGGAGACUAGGGAGAAAGCAGAAGUAUAGGCCGCGAACACUUUCCAACCAAGAUGGCUCAGUGCCAUCAAUAAUCAUCUCUAAGGGAUUGUGUCUGGGAAGAAGGGUGGUGCCCCGUCUAGUUCCUAGACUGUACUGGGAGCUUUUGUGUCCGUUUCUAAAUUUUCAGUGCCGUGGCUCCUGCCACCGGGUUCCAUGGCUCAAACAUCACAGGGACCCGGGAAGAAAAUGCAAAGGAUAUGGAGCAAUCGCUAGGGCCAGGGUAUCCCUCUAGGUUUGGCUAACAUUGAGAUGCCAUCUGUGCAUCUUUUCCAAUGUGUUGGAUGUGCCUAGUUGCACACUAAAUGACUGGGACAGAAAGUCCUGUCGGUUGACUCGGUGGGAAUUGACGCCCGCCAGUGAGGAGAUGGUGCUGAUUUUCCAGGGAACAAUCCCAGAAGGCACUGGGGGAGAUUCGCCUCUGGUUCUUGAAGGCCUAGAAAGUUGGCUCCAUUCGGAGUCCGAGCAGGCCAGAGUGCCCAUCGACCCAUCGCACCGAAUGAGCUCACACAUGUUUGUACCAUCUUCCUCGUUCUCGUGUUGAGGUGUCCAGGUUCUAUUUAAUUUUUCCUGUGGAGGUUAAGAGUAGUAUUCGCAGAAUCAAUCAAUCAAUCGAUCGUAUUUAUUGAGCGCUUACUAAGUGCAGAGCACUGUACUAAGCGCUUCUACUAAGCGCAGAACACAACGGGCCCUUCGUAAACUGUAAAUUAAGGUGGAGGAAAGAUUAGGAUGAACCCAACUUCAUUCAGCCCACCGAGUUGAAAGCUUUCAGGGCAGAUGGUCAGGCUGACGGUCAGCUCGUUGACAGGAAGAAUGAUUGCCAUAUGGCCCAUGGAGGAACUCCGUUGAGAGAGAUUGGGAGAGGGAGAAUAAGGACCAUUCUAAGGCCCCCAGUUAACUCCAAGGAGAUAAGAGCAGUUUGAGUCAGCAGGAAUGAUGCUCACCGAACCAAGUUCACAGUGCUCGAGGACCACUUGCUGUAGCAGCCUAACGCCCCUCUCUCUCCUCAGUCGAUCGGGAGUUCGGUUUUCCCGGAAAGAAGGAAGCCAGGACAGCGGUGUGGUUUCGGCUCAGCUCAAAGCUGUCCUUGUCUGGGAGCUUAUUUGAAGUCAACACGGAGGCCGGGGAUCGGUGGGAUAACGGCUAUUAAUGUGGUCAUUCCACUGUCUCCUUUACCGGUAUCUCCAAGUGCCGAGUCGAGGGAUGGAGGGAAAACAGUGAAGUGGUUAGUCCCGUUCAGAGCUGGACACUAAAUUUGCUUGCCCAUGGGAAGUCUUCACCAUGCAUUCGAGUUUGGAGAGGAGCCUUCUCACUGUUCCCAUCCUCUUGACUGAGUUUCAGUGGGAAUCUGGAGAGCUUGGGUUGCAGGAAACCAGGCUACUUCUUUUUAGGCUUACCUGCCAUGACCUUAUUCAAAGAAUUCACCCUCGGCUCCAGCUUUCCCCACUGGUAGCUGUUUCCAAGGCCGGGAAGAGAGACCACUAAAAGGCAGUGAAUUACCUGAGUUGUUCAUCCUCCCUCUGCCACUCUUCCUUCUGAUGGGUAGGAUUCAAGGGGUCAGAGCUGGGCAGAAAGGGGAAAACUAGUAGAGCCAUGUACAAAUCCCCUAAGAGAAGCAGCGUGGCUCACUGGAAAGAGCACGGGCU
Messenger RNA from Tachyglossus aculeatus (Australian echidna), 4984 nucleotides. Its product is annotated as Krueppel-like factor 5. Bases 1 to 1362 code for a protein of 453 amino acids. Gene Ontology annotation, biological process: regulation of transcription by RNA polymerase II. Gene Ontology annotation, molecular function: DNA-binding transcription factor activity, RNA polymerase II-specific; RNA polymerase II cis-regulatory region sequence-specific DNA binding. The record is from RefSeq and is a predicted model, not a curated record. Lineage: Eukaryota; Metazoa; Chordata; Mammalia; Monotremata; Tachyglossidae. The transcript is spliced from 5 exons.